This is a messenger RNA of Microdochium trichocladiopsis, 2079 nucleotides long. RefSeq lists its product as uncharacterized. Gene Ontology annotation, biological process: carbohydrate phosphorylation; N-glycan processing to lysosome. Gene Ontology annotation, cellular component: Golgi apparatus. NCBI's taxonomy places the organism in Eukaryota, Fungi, Ascomycota, Sordariomycetes, Xylariales, Microdochiaceae. The transcript has 4 exons. Gene Ontology annotation, molecular function: UDP-N-acetylglucosamine-lysosomal-enzyme N-acetylglucosaminephosphotransferase activity. Bases 1 to 2079 code for a protein of 692 amino acids. The record is from RefSeq and is a predicted model, not a curated record.
AUGUCCUCGUCGAGGAGGUUCUCAGCCUCGGCGAGCUUCAAGGGCGGCGAUCCCCCCAUUGAAGCUCGAGAGCUAUGGACCUGUCGGCCAGUCCGCAAAGUCGUCUGCCUCCUCUGUAUCGCCGCUGGCGGAUGGCUCUUCCUUGGAAACCGGCUUGGGGCGAGCGAGUAUCCCACAUACUCACCACUGUCACUCUAUCGGCCCAGUCGAGCAGACGCCUCUACUGCCUCAAGAUGGGUAGGCGGCGGUGCUGCAGGUGUGUCGUCUUCACAAGAACAGCAGGCACAUCUCAACACUGCUGGCACUUCAUCCUCCGAAGAUCACGCCCAGUCCGGAAACUCGCAUUCGGCUUCCCGCCUACCGCAGGUCUUGAGAAUACCACUCAGUGAUGCCGUCGCAGACGUGGAGCUCGAAGGAUGGGAAGACGACUGGUUCGCCUUCGGCCAGUACGAUGCAUACAAGCACGGUCGACUCGAGGAGCCAAAGAUUGACUUUGUGUACAACUGGGUCAACGGUUCCGAAGAUGCCUUUAACCAGCUCCGACACAAAUACGAGCUCGAGUCGCCACUCAAUGACCCAGAGGGCAAGUGGAUUGCCGAGCACGGCGUCAACAGGUAUCGAGACUGGAACGAGCUGAGAUACUCGCUGCGCAGCCUCGACACAAACGCCGCAGGCUUCCUCAACAAAGUACAGAUCCUCGUCAACUCUUACACGAAAGAUGGCCAGAAGAUGCAGGGCCAGCGGCCGACAUGGAUGCGGGACGACAUCGGCUCGGACGAACACCUGCAGAUCCUGCCCCAAGAAGAGUUCUUCAGCAAAGAAUCGCAGAAAUGCCUGCCGACCUUCAACUCGCUCUCUAUAGAGUCGCAGAUCCACCUCACACCCUCCAACACCGAUCGACUCGUCGCGCUGUCUGACGACAUGCUGCUGGGCAUGCCCCACGCCGCGUCCGACUACUACUCGCCGCUGUUUGGCUCCGUCAUGGCCUUCAAGCCGGACAAGUACAACGUCAAGGCGCUCGGCUCGCAGGACAAGUGGCCGACCUUUGGCGAGAAGCCGUUUCUUUACUACACGUCCUACCUGCUCAACCACCGCUUCGGCCAGCGCGCGCGCCGCGUGCAGGCUCAUUUCGGCCACUCGGUGUCGCGCGCCGUGAUGCACGAGGCGAUGGCCUCGUUUCCGGGACCCGCGCACAGGGGCGUGUGCGAGCGCUUCCGCGGCGAGUCGCACUUCCAGCUGUACCCGUGGUUCACGGCCUUCCACUACAGCAUCGAGCGCUUCCGCGAGGCCCUGCUGUGGGGGUUCAUCGUCUCCAAGUCGGACGCGAACGCUGACGGGUACCUCGACUGGCACGAGCGGCAGGCGAUCCUCCAGGCGAUCGAGACGGGCUGGUCCCGGCUCGACCCCAACCGGGAGCGCAUGUACUACCGCCUGCCCGAGGAGCUCGAGGCCGCCGGCCUGGAGCGGCCCAAGGUCAACGUCAACAUCCAGUGGACGAGCCUGGACGGCCCGGAGACGAUCCGGGGCAUCAAGUGCUACGACUUUGCCGUCGACAAGUGCUUCGGCGACAGCUUCGGCUCCCCGCUGUCGGACGCGUCGGGCAGCAGCCAGAACCCAGACUUCUCCGCGGCGGCCGUCUUGUCCCGGCUGAGCACGCAGCACACACGCUGUGGCGACUGCCUGAUCAAGUUCCUCCUCUCCUCGGAGCCAGCAGCAGCAUCAUCCACGACUACCCACGCGAAGAAGCACCGCGGCCUCGAGCCCCUGCUGCCCCCUCGCAACGGCAGCGCCGCGCAGAAGCGCGACAGGCAGGUCGUCCUGCGCGCCCUCAAGAAGUACCAGCACACCGUCGUCGACACGGACGCGAUGAAGUUUGUCAUGGUCAAGGACGCGGAGCAGGCGGAGCGCGAGCUGCUCGAGCGCGGGGUGCGCAUGGGCAGGAAGUUUGGCCAGUGGUGCCUGAACGACGACGUCAUGACCACCGACGACGGCGAGGUGGGCAAGGUCAAGGACGUCAUGGGCAGGGUGUUUGAGGAGCUCUGGCCGGUGCCAUCGCGGUGGGAGAAGGUGGACUUGUGA